Messenger RNA from Dicentrarchus labrax (European seabass), 5307 nucleotides. RefSeq names its product FMR1 autosomal homolog 2 (gene fxr2). Lineage: Eukaryota; Metazoa; Chordata; Actinopteri; Moronidae. Gene Ontology annotation, biological process: positive regulation of protein phosphorylation; regulation of filopodium assembly; regulation of dendritic spine development. The record is from RefSeq and is a predicted model, not a curated record. Gene Ontology annotation, cellular component: nucleus; postsynaptic density; membrane. Gene Ontology annotation, molecular function: translation regulator activity; mRNA 3'-UTR binding; protein homodimerization activity. Bases 668 to 2695 code for a protein of 675 amino acids. The transcript has 17 exons.
GAUUCACUCUAUCGGCGUGUGUUUGUGGGGACGGGUAGUUGGAGUAAGGAGUCGCCGGGCGGUAGUGCAUCUCAAACGCUUUUAGGGAAAGAAACGCCGCUGAAAAUUGCACCGCAGACUGAAGAAACGGCCCCCGGUGACGACUUCUGGGAAAUUACUCAACGCAACGACUGCGCCACACGCACAACCAACAAACGCAACCAGGCUAUCAAAUGCUAGCCAGCUAGCAUCCCUGAAAACUGACGGGAUCAAGGUGUUGAUAGCUAGCCUCCCAGCUAAUUAUCCAUCAGCUAGCAUCCUCCAGCCGUAGCAUCAUUAGCUUGCUUUUCCCCCCUCGCGCACGUCGAGACUUUCAGCCAUUGCUCGUGGCGGUGCCUUUCAGCUCGCGAGCACCAAAUCCCAGAUUCAGGCAAAAACAGACAACGGGGCUUCCUAACUCGCUGCUGCUGGAGACGGCGUCUGCGUUGCAUUAGUUAGUUGACACCAUCACACCCAUCUCCCCAACCCCUUUUCCUCUGCCCCUCUCCCUCCACCCGAAACACUGGAAAUCCACAAGCGGCCGGAGAGCGGCGAAGGGCCGGCGAAGCUGGGGGUGGUAACGUUACCGGACUCGCCGGGAGUCGUAACGGCUUCAGACAAGCUCAGCCGUGGGGAUCUACCGACAAUUAUGGACGGGCUGGCCGUGGAAGUUCGCGGCUCGAAUGGGGCCUUCUACAAGGGUUACAUCAAAGAUGUCCACGAUGACUCGCUCACAAUUGUUUUUGAAAACAACUGGCAGCCAGAAAGACAGUUGCCCUUCAGCGACGUGCGGUUGCCUCCUCCAGCCGAGUACCACAAGGAAAUUGGUGAAGGAGAGGAGGUGGAGGUUUACUCCAGGGCCAACGAACAGGAGCCAUGUGGCUGGUGGCUGGCCCGGGUCAGAAUGAUGAAGGGAGAGUUCUAUGUGAUUGAAUACGCUGCAUGCGACGCCACAUACAACGAGAUUGUCACAUCAGAGCGCAUCAGGCCCCUCAACCCCAACAGCCCUUCUUCUCGAAACUCUUUCCACAAGGUCCCCAUCCCUGUCCCAGAAGACCUGAGAGACAUCUGUGCAAAUGACAACAUUCACAAAGACUUCAGGAAAGCUAUCGGAGCCAACUGCAUCUUCUACAGUGCCCAAACACACGAACUCAUUGUGCUGUCUACAAAUGAAACCACAGUAAAGCGUGCCACUCUCCUGAGCGACAUGCAUUUCCGCAGCAUCCGUACCAAGCUUAUGCUAAUGUCCCGCAACGAAGAAGCCACCAAACAUUUGGAGACAAGUAAGCAGUUAGCAUCAGCAUACCAAGAAGAAGUGAAGGUCAGGGAGGACCUGAUGGGCCUCGCCAUCGGCUCCCACGGUGCCAACAUCCAACAGGCAAGGAAGGUGCCUGGGGUCACAGCUAUCGAACUGGAAGAGGAAAGCUGCACAUUCAGGAUCUACGGAGAGACCCCAGAAGCAGUAAAGCAGGCUAGAGAGUAUCUUGAGUUCAAAGAAGACUACUUUCAGGUACCCAGGAACCUUGUAGGCAAAGUCAUCGGCAAGAGCGGCAAAGUCAUCCAGGAGAUUGUGGACAAGUCGGGCGUGGUCCGCGUCAGGAUUGAGGGAGACAACGACAAAAAACUUCCCCGAGAGGAGGUAGGCAGGCAGGGGGCAGGCAGGGACGACACUGCCAGCGGCAAAGAGGGCAUGGUUCCCUUCGUGUUUGUGGGAACUAAAGAGAACAUCAGCAAUGCUCAGGCUCUGUUGGAGUACCAUGUGUCCUAUCUCCAGGAAGUGGAGCAGCUGCGCAUGGAGCGUCUCCAGAUUGACGAGCAGCUCCGUCAGAUCGGGGUUGGGUACCGCGCACCUCCUAGUCGAACUGGGGGCCCUGGUGUUGAACGGGAGAAAGGCUACUUGACAGAUGACAGCAACAACUCACUCCACACUUCUCGCACCUAUGGGGGCCGCGGCAGAGGGCGCAGGGCCUCCAACAGUCAGUACUCUGGAUAUGGAACAAACUCUGAACUGUCCAAUGCUUCUGAGUCGGAGGAUCUAAACGAGCGAGACCAGCGGCCCCGUGGCAUAGGCAGCGAUGAGAGAGGCUCCCGGCGGGGCGGCAGGGGCCGAGGUUCUAACUCAGGACGAGGCCGUGGAGGGCCAGGGUCCAAGCCUUCCAACUCCAUCAGCUCAGUUCUGAGGGACCCAGACAGCAACCCAUACUCCCUGCUGGAGGGUGAGGGAGAGCUGGCCGACGGAGACAUCAGCGAAGGCAUGGGAGGAGACCGCCGCAGACGCUCCAGACGCCGCCGCAAUGACCAGGAGCCCAGUGUGAUGGACGCUGCUGCAGAGUCGGACAGCCAGGCCGGCCCCAGCGAGAACGGACUGGAUGAGGAGGCCCGACCUCAGCGCCGCAACCGAAGUCGCCGCCGUCGUAACCGUGGCAACCGCCCCGAGGGAGGUUCCACCAGCCGUGACAGACAGCCAGGUGAAAAUGUGACUGUUGCUGACUACAUAUCCCGUGCUGAGUCCCAGAGCAGACAGAACCUUCCCCAGAAGGAAAACCACGCUGGCCCCGAGCCCAAGGAGAACGGGACCAGCGCCCAGAUUCCUGAGCGAACGCCCUCCAAGCGUUCUCCCAGCAAAGGCAUGACCUCGCCCAGCGAGACCCUGACCUUGGUCAAUGGGGUCUCGUAAAGAGACGGCCGUGCCCCUCGCGAACCCAAGUCUAGAGCAAGACUCCAUGGCAAACUCUGUCCCUGCUUGCAUUAACUUAAACCUUAAACUGAUGAGUGAAAAGUACCUGACAAAAUACCUGAAUUCAUACUAUGAGAGUGAAAAAGUACAAAAAAACGACAAACGCAUCUACUUAAAAACACACGUUAACGGUGUAUGCUAUCCUAUCUAUCAGUACUUAGUGCUUAUUUAAAAAAACAACUAGCUUGCCAAAAAGAGCUGGUGGAUAUGACUUGAUUUUUAAAAAUACUGAAAUACGAGAAACAGGACGAGACUUCUUUUUUUUUUUUUUUUUUUUUGAAACGGUUGUCUUUAUUUGUGUCCUUUCUUUUUUGUUAUGUUAAUUUUGUUCAUUGUUUAUCACUGGUUUGGACUUGGCGGUCGCUCUCUCAACCAAAACAGACGCUUCUCUUAACAGUGUUAAAGUACAGACAAGAGAGAUGUAAGCUGUAGGGAGUGGAGUACGAGCAGACAGUCCAAUAGCUUAUGUGACGCGAUGUUCGCACACUGUACCUGGGAGUGGAGACAGACAGACAGACGGAUUGGAAUAUUGAUAGACAUUGUGCCUUGAAUUUGAAAAAAAAAAAUAAUAAUAAUAAAAAAAAACUUGAGUUUUUCCAUUAAGUUUGUUUUUGUUUCCCAUGAGGAAGAAAAGAUGGCGAGGUGUUCUUCCAGGUUUCUUUUAUUUUUUGGUUCCAAGAAGAGAACAGACCUGUGAGGGAGUGAUGAGUAAAAUGAGUGAAACAGAAAAGGAGGGAGUGGCUGGCCAACGUGAGGAGAAAAAAAAAGUCUGGUGCCAAACACGAAAUUCAAGGCGCUUGUCCUCAUUCCGAGUAGAAUGGACAGCGUCGGGGUCAGUGCGUGCGUGUACGCGCGUAUGUGUGUGUUUUGUGUGUGCGCACAGUUGAGACAUUUGGCAACCACAAAACUAAACUGGGAGGGGUGAGGUAACAAAAUGCAACGCAGCCCUGGGCGGGUCGCACGGUGAGGCAUCUAUAAUUAUCGACAGGCCUGGGGGGGGGGGGAGAGAUCAGGUGAUGUGUCCUCCUCUCACCUGUUUUAGGUCCUUGGAGGGUCCAGGGUGGCACCCAUGCAGCCUUCUAAACAGGACAGGCUGAGACCAGACUUGAACUAUAGAUUUAGACUAUAAGAGAACUAUACCGUGCCUCUUUCUCUUUGUGUCGGAGGGGGCGGCGGUGCUAGCUUCCAGCCACACUAGUGUCUUGAUAAACCACUGCAGCGCGCAGCUCCGGAUGCACACGAGGGCGACCACCUUUUCUGGGACUGGGGGGGGGGAGGUGCUGCCAGUGAGGGGAGGGGGGGGGGGAGGGCCUGGAGACUGCGGACUGUGUGGGGGAGUGGGACAGCUUCAAAUGACAUGAGAGCCACAUGACACACAGGCCCACGCUUACAGGUACACACACGCGCACACACACAACAGGCAUACACACCAGGCGCGUGUAAGUCGACGUGGUCGCCCGCGUGGCGCAAAGUAAGAGGACCGCAACAGAAAACUGUAAACCAAGUGUCUGUCUUGUACCUGGCAGUUUGGGUUAGCAAAUGGAGUAAGAGAGGGACUCAAAACCUCAGUGGCUCUCUGCUCAUGUUGUGACUGUUGUCUUGGUUACCGCUCUCAAGUUUUUUUUGUUGCUAUUUCCACAUCUUAGAAAAUAUGAAAUAAAAAAUUGAAGUGAAAUCAACCUCUUCUCUGGAGACGAACUUUGAUUUCUCUGUCUUGUGAGUUUGCAGUCUAUUUUUCUAACUUGCAUGGCAUUUAGUUAACGAGUAGUAGGUGGUGCCUGUCCUGUGCAUGAGGGAAGGGUUAUUAAUCUGACUUACAAAGCCAUUGUUUCAUUCACUAGAAUUGCUGCUAAUGUACACAUUGAAUGUCCAACUAACGUAGAAACUCUACCUUGAGGAGAGAGAGAAACUAUUUGUGACUUUAAAAAGAAAAAGGAAAAAAAAAAAAACAUUUCCCCCCCUCCCCGGCUCAUCUGCCCAGAACUGUCCCAGUGUCUGUCGGCGGAUGCGAGUCAGGAAGGGACCCCGUUCCUCCGCUCACAAGUUUCCGAGUCUCACAAAGUAUUAAAUUACAAGGGCAACAUUGUGCAUGACAAGCAAGCGUCCACAUGACCAAAGGUUUUGAGAGACAGAUGAAUGGGAGUGUGGUUGAAUCGAGAUGACCCAGAUGCUGCUCUUAUACAUUUCUGCUCGCCUGUAUGUUGUGUUUUUAAAGGAUGAACGAGCACUUGAGUAUUUGUACCUUGGUUCAGUCGCAUGUGUGCGAGUGGAGGACGAAGCCCUAUCUGGUAUGUUUGUGUUUACCUUUAUACCUCAUUGUGUGAGUACUGUAUUUCCUUAUGUAUCUGUACCCCUCGCGUCCUGUUGAAAGACUGCUGGCCGCUGUGUGUGUGUGUGUGUGCGUGUGUGUGUGCGCGCGCGUGUGUGUGUGCGUGUGUUUGUGUGCCUCUGUGUGGAUGCUGGUUGUACAGUCGACUCCACUCUGUCAGAUUUUGUCUCUGGUUUUCUCACUCAUGUUCUGAUGGCAAUAAAGGACUUUUCAUUGUUUGGUA